This is a messenger RNA of Polistes canadensis, 3312 nucleotides long. It is a transcript of the gene bib, whose product is annotated as neurogenic protein big brain. The record is from RefSeq and is a predicted model, not a curated record. Lineage: Eukaryota; Metazoa; Arthropoda; Insecta; Hymenoptera; Vespidae. Gene Ontology annotation, cellular component: plasma membrane. The coding region runs from base 323 to 2134 and encodes 603 amino acids. The transcript is spliced from 4 exons. Gene Ontology annotation, biological process: transmembrane transport. Gene Ontology annotation, molecular function: water channel activity.
UGACUGAAAAGAGAAUAUACGCGUGUAAAAACGUUUUCGCAUAAGUACACAAAGAUAUAGUGAUAAUCGCGUUACGAAUAAUGCAAAUUUAUAUGCAAAUAAUAUGAACAAAAUACGAUAAUAGUAGAAUCAAUUUUUAGUGAACAAUUUAGAGACUGGUCUGUCAUCGAGAAAGAUAAAUUAAAGAAUUAAAUAAACACUGUGUCAAUUCUUGAUGAAUUUAUCAUGAGAACGUUUUGAAAAAGGCGCAGACAAAAAUCGAAGAAGAAAAGCUAAAUAUUAUUUAAUUGAACAAUCGUUUGGAAUAGAAGAAAAAAGAAAAAUGACGACGGAAUCGUUGCCUCGUGAAGUGGACGCUCACAUCGUCAAUAUUCUAACGAGACUUUCGAAUAUUAGAGAUAAUAAUGUCGAUGCAUACAAAAGGAUACCAAUGUCGACCGAGGCGCGAAGUUUGGAACUUUGGAAGGCAGUUUUAGUAGAGUGCGUGGCUACUUUUUUAUUUGUAUUUGCUGUAUCCGGUGCAGCUUCUUCUACUGCGGUAUCAGGAAGCGGCCUGUCCAUCCUUGCGACUGCAAUUGCUUCCGGUUUCGUUGUUUCGGCGAUCUAUUUCAUCUUCGGCCAUGUUAGCGGAUCACACAUAAAUCCAGCUGUAUCGUUAUCCUUUUUCUUUCUUCGACGUAUCUCGCCGUUACGUGCAGCACUUUACAUAGCAGCUCAAUGUGGCGGAGGUAUAGCAGGAGCUGCGACGCUCUACACAAUUACGACACCUUCGAACACACAAACGUUAACAUCUUCUGGACGUAUCAACGGUGCUAUUGAAAAACUUUCGGUAGAAAUGGCACUUUCGGUUCUUAUCAUUCUGGCCCACUUUUCUGCAGAAACGGCGAGAUCGUUAUCCUUUGGAAUCUCCUCGAUGUCAACCGGUGUUUUGGGUGCUGCAUAUACAGCUGCAUCUCUCGUUUCGAGUCCUUUUGUGAAUCCAGCCCGUGCUUUGGGACCUGCUUUUGUAAUGAAUCGUUGGGAGUAUCACUGGGUUUAUUGGAUCGGUCCGAUGUUAGGUAGUGUCUUAGCAACGUUGUUUUACGAAUUCGUUCUUAGUACCAAAAGAUCGAAAGAGUCUCGUGAAAUAGAUGACGGUGAUAAUUCUUCGAUGAGAUCGGACGAAGAUCCUUACGAUGAUUUAGACAAACCAAGUGGACCAAAAUUUCCAGGAGCUUAUGCUACUUAUCGUCCAGUUGCUGGUGCAUCAUCUUCAAUCUACAGUGCACCACCUUCAGCAUUGGAACGCGUCGAAUCGAUCUACGGUGGCACCAAGUCACUCUAUUGCAAAUCCCCACCUCUGACAAGAGCGAAUCUGAAUCGUUCGCAGAGCGUUUACGCUAAAUCAACUUCCGGUCCACGAGACGGUUUGAUGAUACCCAAGCCUGGUCCACUUGUACCAGCUCAAAGUCUUUAUCCAAUGAGAAUAGGACAAUCCUCGUCUCAAAAUCCAGCGAGAGAUAAUCAACAACCAGCAGCCGGUCCUAAUCAAUCAUCCCAAAAUCAUAAUAGUACCAAUCAAAACAUGCAGAAUCAAUUGCAACAAUGUACGCAGAGUAUCUAUGGCAUAAGAGGAAUAUCGACGAGUCUGAGUACGCGGGAGAAUGGAAUUUAUGGUAUGUCUACAGGAUCUAGUAUAUAUGCUAGAACUCCUGCACCACCACCGAGUAGCCAAAGCUCUCAUCAAUCUGGACAGAGUGGUCAAUCCUCUACUCAAGGCCAUCAACAACAGCAACAGCAACAACAACAGCAGCAACAACAGCAACAACAACAACAACAACAACAAUCCCAGCAACCGCAACAACAUCCUAAUGGCACGCUUUCAACCAAUUCUGAUAAUGCGACUAACUCUAGGAGACCGGAAAGUAUGUACGGUCAUGUAUCAAGACGUAGCGAUGACUCAGCUUAUGGUAGUUAUCAAGGUUCGACCAGAGGAAAUUAUGGUAAAGUUCCUGGCCCAUCUGGACCAUCUAGUGGACCACCUGGACCACCCCAGUAUCGUGAUCAAGGUAGACCCAGUCCUGCAGGACCUCUUCAGCAAAGUCAGAAUCAACAAACUAACUUCCAAAGGAAUUCGCCUAAUCCUCUUUAUUGAUCUUCCAUAACCGCUAGCAUUUCUGUACCGGAUCAAGCCUAUUGGAAUUUACGAGCUGAACGUGCCAUUUUAUAGCAUGCACGUAUUCACUCACUUACAAAUAUGAAAAAUAGGUCCGUACGGUUUAUGUGAUAGCGUUACUGAUCGUCGAUUAUUCAAGAACAUUCUUUACAAUUUGUUUAUGUUAAAAUUAAUAAUCGAUCUAUUGAUUACGAAUGAUCAUAGAAUCUUACUAUGUUUUAAUUAGAAAUUUGUGUAUAUAGAAUGCGAUUAUAUUCGAUUUUCUAUUCCGAGUUUUCUGUACAAUUGUCCUGCUUUACCAGAAUAUUAAAGUCAACAUUUUACUGAUAUAAAUUUACGAUAAUAAUUUUUUAUUAAAAUCUUCGAUGAAAAAUUCAAGGAACAUAUUUUGUUCAACAUACAUAUAACAAUAUCUAUUGAAUACGUAAUAUGUGUAAAUAUUUCUCAAUUAAUUCGUUAAUAUCGUAAUUAUUUAAAAACGUAACAAUGAAAAAUAUUACAUUACGAAGUUUCAUGCGGUGUGAAUGAAAAAAUGUUGAUACUAUUCAUGAAAAAAUAGAACUCAUUUCAAAAUGUUACAUAAUCGUAGAUAUCUAUCAGAUUUCUGUCGCGACUGUAUGUCGUUCAUAUCAAUUUUUAGAGCAACUAAUGUUUAUGUGUAAAUAUAAUUAUAUUAAGUUAACUUGAAGUAUAAAUAAGAACGAUUUUAAUCAAUCCUAAUCUAAACAAUGAAUCGUCAUAUUAAGACUGAUUUUUCAAAUAUUUCUUACGCAUUUCGUGAAAGAAAGAAAGAAGAAUCUUUAUAAGUGAAAUACGAAUGAACGGACUCGAAUAAAAAAUGUAAAAACGAAAAACACAAACCUAAUAACAAAUAUUAUAUAAGAAUAAAUAGAUUAAUCGUCAUGAAUUUUUACUAUUAAUCAUAAGUAGCCAACUUUUUUACUAUUACCAUCGAUAAAUAUUAUACAUGAUAAGUUACGUUAUUUUAAUUGCGUUGAUUACCUUUGCGAAGUUAUUACGAUAAUUGUACAUAUAUGUCAUUUGUAUUUAUUAUUUUUUAUGUACCUAGGUAUAUAUAUACAUACUUUAAAACAUUGUUACAUAAUUAUGUGUACGUAUUUACGCAUAAUAUAUCAAAAAAUGACAAUAAAUUAGCU